AAAAAUAUCCAGUCUAUUGUCACAUGACUGAGAUUCCCGGAUGUGGAACAGGAGGCUGGACACUAGUGAUGAAAACAAACGGUGAUUUGGUAAGAAAAUAUCUGACCGGCCUAGCUCCCGCGUCUUCAAAGGAUCAGUUGCGCCUUUACUCGCACAAAUAAAGGUUUUUAACUUGGAAAUGUUACUUGCAAAUCAACGCGUUCUUGAAAUGAAAAAGAUAUUUAGGUUUGAGACGCUAUUGCUCCGAGUGUCUCCGCAACGGGCAAGUUGCUUGAUCAAGGUACUGACCAAGAUCUACUCGGAUAUCUUUAUUUAGAUAAUUAAAAUCAGAAACUACUCGAUAGUCGAACCUCAUUUUUCCCAUUCCGUCUUCGCUCUUCGUAAACUUAACUUGUUUUCUAUUCCUUAAUUACACAGAGUACAUUUACAUAUGAUUCCCCAUUGUGGACGAACAAUGAAAGUUAUGCAGUUGAAAAUGGACUUGAAGGACUAACGGAGAAAGAAAGUAAACUGGCCUCUUAUUGGAACACUCCUUUCAAGAAAAUAUGUCUUGGUAUGACCGUUAACGCCGACAGAAAAUGGAUAAUGUUAGAUUACGAAGCAAGUUCCCUGUGCAGUGUGAUCGCAGACGAAAAAUACCGAAGCACAACCGCAGGACGACCUGCAUGGAAAUAUCUGAUCGCGGGCUCGUCGUUACAACUAAAUUGCAAUGAAGAAGGUUUCAGCAUUGCAUAUAAUGCAGUGAAAGUACGUAUUGGAUAUUACGCGAACAACCAAAACCAUUGCAGAUGGUCAGAUUCAUGUAUUGGAUUUGGUAUUACUUACACUGCUUGUCACAUAACAUCUCACAUUACAUGUGGUAAUAUUGCGCAGUGCAAUGAUAAUGAUAAUGGCCAUAAACUGACUGCGGCAUUUGGAUAUAUUUUAGUUCAGUGA
Paramuricea clavata is the source of this 936-nucleotide messenger RNA. The record is from the annotation of a GenBank genome assembly. Lineage: Eukaryota; Metazoa; Cnidaria; Anthozoa; Malacalcyonacea; Plexauridae.